This is a messenger RNA of Magallana angulata, 3100 nucleotides long. RefSeq names its product hillarin-like. The record is from RefSeq and is a predicted model, not a curated record. The transcript has 7 exons. Lineage: Eukaryota; Metazoa; Mollusca; Bivalvia; Ostreida; Ostreidae. The coding region runs from base 168 to 2912 and encodes 914 amino acids.
AGUCUCGAUCGGGGCCUUUUUACCUGAGCGUCGUAUAAACGCUAAUUUAGGUCAUGGUUGAAAAUACCUCACCGUUUUUGUAAACAGAAAGUGGCCUUUGGUGGAGUCGGGUUAAAUAUUCGAAGGGAUGUGUAAUGUCAGAUUAUAAUUCGCCAUAAGGGACCAUAAUGGAGGAACCGGAUGGGGAACUACCUGUAAUUGAAGUCCAGGAACAGCACAGGAAAGAUGGGACCUACCAUUACUCCUUCACGUACGAACGUGCCACUUUAUACGAGUUCAAAUUCGACCGUGCCCCCAAACCCGCCCAAAAGGACCCGUGUUAUAGGUGUAACCGGAGGGUCUUACCCCCGGAUCAGGUCCGGGUGGACGUUUUGUACCACAGACAGUGCUUCCGGUGUCGAAUAUGUGGUCUUUUGUUGACCAUGCAGACGUUUUACAGGAAUGAUGCCAAUGACACCACGGAUAAAGAGGUGUACUGCAAAUCCCACGUGGGUAAAAACAUUGGACAAGUGAAAUAUGAGCGACAGCCACUAGAUUUUGAUAUUGAGAACAUUUCACAGCAAAGUCAAGUUAACAGCAUCAAGUAUGGCGGAUCUUCCCGGAAGACGAGCCCAAAACCAGUCCCGAGUCCUCGGAACCACAGUCCACGAGGGGGUAGUCCUCUGGGAACCCCCCUAGGACAGAGUCCCUCUGGGUCAAGCAUGGUCAGCGUCACCCCUAGGACGAUGAAUGGCAGCACGUUUUAUUCGCAUGCUCCAAAUAUGACAGAUUUUAACACCUCUUAUGGAUCCUCCACUGGGUAUUAUCGACCAAGACCAGUUCUUCAGUCUUUCCAAGACUUUGAAACUAGUGGUGUGUUCGAAGCUCAGUCUGUUCUGGAAUCGAGGCACAGAGAGGAAGAAGAAAGAUUACAGAGAUUUCUGCUGGAGGAAAGAGAAAAAGAGAUGCGGAAACUUGACGACACAAUUUCCUCCGAGAAAGAUCGGGCUGCGGCAGACUUGCUCAGUAGCUUCGAACACAUGUCAAUGUCGGGGUCUACCCCAAAUCUCAUGGCGGAAAGAGAAAGAAUUGAGGAUCACUUCCGGCGCACGCGCGAAGAGAAGCUGAAAGUUAUGAUGGAUAAGAUUGCGACAGAAGAAAAAACAAGAACAGCGAAAAUGUUGGAUAGACACGGACAAGAAAUGCUGUUGUUAAUUGCUAAGAAGGAUAGGGAGGUAGACAGAAGCGCAUUGUUCGACCAUUCCAUGAAGCCACCCGUAAUGCCUCCAGAAACAAAGAAAGCGGAUCUCUACAAGUCACCCGAGGUCUUCAAAAAGCUUGACGAGAGGGCAAUAGAGCUGACCAACAAGGACUACAGUAGCUAUACAGAUUUGGUCAAAGACCUUACAAGAGAUUGUCAAACAGAACUGGAGAAAGUCAGGGUGAUUUUCCGAUGGGUAAUUGCCAAAGAUCUGGGAAAACACAAUGUGAAGGAGAUUGUCCGCCCCAACUCCACGGCCUCUCUUCUCCGGGGGGUCAGGACCGGAAAAGAAACUUACCACCAGCUGUUUAAGAAACUCUGCAACUUUGCAGGUCUCCAUUGUGAGAUAAUCUUGGGUUACUCUAAAGGAGCCGGAUAUAAGCCGGGUAUGAGAAUGGAUGGAACCUCUUUCCGGAACUCCUGGACCGCAGUCUCCAUUGACGGGAACUGGCGCCUUGUCAACUGCACCUGGGCGGCACGGCGAGUAACAGGGCACAAGGACGACCUGCCCGAGAUCUUCUACAAGUAUGACGAGUUCUAUUUUCUGACGGACCCCGAGGAUCACAUUUAUCAGCACUACCCAGAUGACUCACAAUGGCAACUAAUUGACAUACCAUUGCCUUUCUCAGAGUUUCUCAAUUUGCCUGUCGUCAAGUCACCAUUUUUCAAUUAUGGACUUCGUUUUUACUCUAAUUACGGCGCGACAUUAACGACAGAUUCCGGCAUGGUUGAAAUUCGUUUGAUUUCAUACAAGAUUUUAGGCUUUGGUCAUGUACUGGAGUCCUACGAUAAAUCAGUGGAUACAAGGUCACUUGAAGGUCGCGUACUUCUUCGCCAUGUCAAAAACGAAGCCAUAUUUACCAUUAACUUGCCAAGAAAAGGACUGUAUUACUUUUCCAUUUACACGGGCGAUUACUGGCAUUCGGAUUGCCUUGAGAGUGCUGCGUCAUUCCUAAUCAACUGCACUGACGUAAUUGGAGCUCCUUCACCCCCAUACCCCCCAGUACCAUUUUACGGACCAACCCCAAUGAUGGACACUUUGCAGAUAGAAACAAGCAAUCAGCUGGACCCGUUGAUCGUGUCCAAUGGAGAGUCACUGGACAUCACUUUUAAACUUUCGAAAGAUGUUAAAAUUACGCACACGUUUCAGUACUUUGAUGCUAGUGAUAGCUCGGUUUCAGAUAUAGACCGGUAUGUAUUCCUGCGCUCGAGAACAGACACCGGAGCAACUUAUAUGGUCAGGUGUCCAAAAGAAGGCUAUUAUAUCUUUUCUCUGUAUGCUGCCGACGAAAACAACGAGACUUUAGAUUGUGUGUAUAGGUACUUAGUUAUAUGCCAACAGGCAAACCAAGCAACAAACGUUUUCCCCAAAACAUUCCACAAAUGGCAGAGGUGCACACUGCACGAGCCCGUGUACGGGGACCUCAUGACCAACAAACGGUAUUCCUUCCGCUUAGAUGUCCCACAGGCAGUGGAGGUGUUCCUAGUUAUCGGCGACAUUUGGCAUCAUCUGAAGCGGAAGUUGGGUUUCACAUGGGAAGGUAAUAUCAACACUGGAAAAAACCCGGGAACUGCUAAAAUCUACGCCAGGUUCUCUGUAGACCGAGAUGCUUCGACUUUCUCGCGUCUGCUUGACUAUGAAUUGAUUGAGGAUGCGGAAACAGAGAUAUAGCUACAUGUAUGCAUUUAAUGAUUAUUUAUUCAAUUGUAUGUUGUGAUUAUAUUUGUUGAUUUUGUUUAUGUCAUUUGCUAGAGAAGUGCUCCAUUCUUAAUUUAGUCAUACCUAAAUGUCUCAUUAUUAUAUGCUUUUGUGAAAUUUUUGUGAAAUUAAGUUACUGAAUAAUAAAAAUGCUUUUAUUG